Molecule: messenger RNA, 5709 nt
Organism: Gadus morhua (Atlantic cod)
Lineage: Eukaryota; Metazoa; Chordata; Actinopteri; Gadiformes; Gadidae
Gene: mrtfab
Product: myocardin related transcription factor Ab
Exons: 18
Coding region: 764-4567 (1267 amino acids)
Biological process (GO): smooth muscle cell differentiation; positive regulation of transcription by RNA polymerase II
Cellular component (GO): nucleus
Molecular function (GO): transcription coactivator activity
Source: RefSeq, a predicted model, not a curated record
GUGUGUGUGUGUGUGUGUGUGAGAAACGGGAGGAGCUGCAACCAGAGGAGCCUCACUCCUCUCCAGUCUCCGUCUGUGUGUGCCAGGCUCCCCGCUCGCUCACAGCGCCUGUCCUCGCCGCCUCCUCCUCUCCUUCCUCCUCGUCGCUGCCCUCCUUUUCCCCCGCUCCUCCUCCCAUUCCUCCUCGCUCUCGCCCGUCUUUUCCGUGCAGUUUGGUUUUUCUCCACCCUGCGGAUUUCUUCCGUCUCCCCCGGGAGGACAGCGAAGGCGGUGAAGCGCUGUCGUGACUUGGCCGCCACUGCAAGAGAAGGAGGGAAUAGGGCAGUCGAGAGAGAGAGAGAGAGAGAGAGAAGAGAGAGAGAGAGAAGAGAGAGACCGAACGAGAGAAAGAGGGAGACAGACCGAGAGAGAGACAGACGGAGGGAGGGAGAGACAGACGGAGAGAGGGCGAUCGAUCAGCGAGGACGGAUAGCUUGCCGUGCUGGCCGUGCAGGGCAGGAACCGGCUCUGCUGUCUGCUGUAGUCUGGGACCGAGGAAACCAGUCCUCUGGUGAGACCGCAUCAACCGGUCUACUGCCGGGAAACAGACUGGGAGGCUCAUCGGGAUCGCUGCUCAGGUUUUCACCCAGGGGACCCUUCCCGCUCUCAUCCGAGCCUCCUACUUGAACUUUUUUUUUUUUAAACGUCGGGAGUAUCUUUGUUCGGGGAUCGGUGCGGUGGGAAAGUUCGAUGCCUUCCUGACAUUAUUGAUCUCCGCCGGGAUAUGAUCAUGCUGGACACCAACCACUGCCUGUCCUUUGAGCCAGCCUCCCCAAUGGGCUCUCCUCCAAUCGGGGAGGACCUGGAGAAGGCAGACUUGAGGACGGACCUGGACAGGGAUGUCUAUCACAGCCUCAAGGAAGCCCUCCAGCUUAAACUUCAGCAGAGACGAACCCGAGAGGAACUGGUCAGCCAAGGGAUCAUGCCACCGCUGAAAAGCCCGGCAGCCUUCCACGAACAGAGGAGGAGUCUGGAGAGAGCCAGGACGGAGGACUACCUGAAGAGGAAGAUCCGCAGCCGCCCCGAGCGAUCCGAGUUGGUCAGGAUGCACAUCCUGGAGGAGACGUCAGCGGAGCCAUCCCUGCAGGCCAAGCAGCUGCAGCUCAAGAGGGCCAGGCUGGCCGACGACCUCAACGACAAGAUCUCCCACCGGCCCGGCCCCAUAGAGCUGGUCCACAAGAACAUCCUGCCCGUGGUGUUGGACGCCCUGCCCGAGUCUCCGAAGGGUGCCGGAGGGGAGAGCUCAUUGGACGAGGACAGCAGCGAUGCCUUGUCCCCUGAUCAGCUGACCAAUCACGACUCUCCUUUGGGCUCCAUUCCCCAGCUGUCCCCCUCUGACAUGCUGACCCAGAACGGAGACAUGUCCCCCUCCCAGUUCCUCUCACAGCCUCCCCCACCUCCUCCGCCCCCUCCCCCCCUGCUGACCAACGGCAUUGACUCCUCCUUGUCUCAGAGGCUGACCAAUGGGACGGCGAACUCCCGUCCACUGACCAGCCAGGCCAAGUCCAAGAGCAGCUCAGACCGACCUCCACAGAGAUCCAAGAAAGCCAAAGACAACAAACCCAAGGUGAAGAAGCUCAAGUACCAUCAGUACAUCCCCCCCGACCAGAAGGCGGACAAGGAGCCGCCGCCCCAGCUGGACUCCUCCUACGCCAAGAUCCUCCAGCAGCAGCAGCUCUUCCUCCAGCUACAGAUCCUCAACCAGCAGCAGCAGCACUACAACUACCACACCAUCCUGCCUGCCCCGCCCAAACCACCAACGGAGACGACCCCGUCAACAAAAUCAGGCCCCUCCCCUUCCCGGAGUGUAUCCACGACGACGACAGGGACCCCCUCCAAUCAGAGCGGGCCCCACCGUCAGAGCCAAACAGCACCAGGUGGAGCCAAACCAAGCACUUUACCGGCCAACCUCGACGAGUUCAAGGUCGCCGAGUUGAAACAGGAGCUGAAGCUCCGGGGUCUGACCGUGUCCGGCACGAAGAUCGACCUCAUCGAACGCCUCCGAAACUACCAGGAGCAGAACGGGGGCGGAGCCCUGAAGAACGGCCAAUCGCAGGCCGCGCAACCACUCGCCCACAACGCCACGCCCGCUCCCAACGCACUCCACCAAUCAGGAGAGGGCCUGACCAGGGUGCCGUCGUUCUCAUUGGCCCAGGGGCCCGUGCCGGGGCGGGUCAUGCGCUUCGGCAGCACCAGCUCCAGCCCCCCCGUGUCGCCCACGCCGUCGGAGCGCUCGCUGGCCGGGAUGAGCCCCGACGAGACCAGCUGCAGCGGCGACACCUUCGGGGAGAUGGUCAGCUCCCCCCUCACCCAGCUCACCCUGCAGCACUCCCCCCAGAACCCCUCGGGCGUCUCCCCCCUCUCCCAGGUGAAGGAGGAGCACCACAGCCCCUGCAGCCUGUCCCGGCCCUCGCCCGGCCGCGGCGCCGCCCCCGCCGCCGCCCCGACGCCGGAGCCCCAGGACGCCGGCGGCUCCCGGGACAAGGACCAGAUGCUGCAGGAGAAGGACAAGCAGAUCGAGGAGCUCACCCGCAUGCUGAAGCAGAAGCAGCGGCUGGUGGAGACGCUGCGCUCGCAGCUGGAGCACAAGGCCCCGGCGCCCGCCGCCACCGCCGCCCCGGCCGAGGCCAAGCCCCAGACGCUGUUCAAGGCCUCGGUGCUGCAGCCGCCCACGCUGCCCAACGGCAUGCUGGUCCGGAUCAAGAAGGAGGUCAAGGAGGCGGAGCACCACCACCAUCAGCACCGCCAGGAGGACGAGGACGAGGAGGCCAUGGAGGGGGUGACGGAGGAGGCCCAGGCCCGGCGGGGGGGUCCGCCCUCCCAGUGCUCCCAGGAGACGCUCCUGAAGCUGCAGCAGAUCCGCAGGAUUCAGGUGCAGCAGGCGGAGCAGCAGCAGCUGCUCAAGCAGCAGCUCCUGAAGCAGCAGCAGCAGCAGGCGGUAAAGCAGCAGCAGCAGGCGGUUCAGCAGCAGCAGGCGGUAAAGCAGCAGCAGCAGGCGGUUCAGCAGCAGCAGCAGCAGGCGGUCCAGCAGAAGGCUGCCGAGGCCAAGCAGCCGCCAGCCCCCCGGCCCGCGGGCCAGAAGACGGCGGGCGGCCAGCAGCUCCUGCUGCAGCAGCAGCAAAUCCAGCAGCUCAUCAUCCAGCAGACGCAGCAGAAGCACCUGCAGGCGCAGCAGAGGCUACUCGCCCAGCAGAAGCUCAGCGCUCAGGCCAAGCAGAGCAAGCCGGCGCACCACAGCCCCACCAAGGCCCCGGUCCAGGCCCAGGCCCCGGCCCAGGCCCCGGCCCAGGCCCAGGCCCAGGCCGGGCCGCAGAAGACCCCGCUGCAGCUCCGGCAGGUGGAGGUGCAGGUGCAGAAGCCCCCCGGGGCUCUGGUGCAGCUGAAGAGACCGCCGCGGGCCUCGCAGCCGUCCACGGCCCCCCCGGCUCGACAGGUGGGCCCGGUCUUCAUCAACCAGCUGAACAGCUCCCAGAUGCCCACCCAGACCAUCUCCCUGGACCUGCUCAAGGCCAACGGCACGCCCACGCUGGUCACCGACGGCAACGGAAACCACUACCUGGUGGCACUGACCAGUAACACCAGUAACACCACGGACUCUCAGAGCAAAGUGUCCCCGGGGAAAAGCAACGGGCGCAUCAUGCUGCAGAGACUACAGUCCACUCCAAACAAACUCCCCAGCCAAGCCAUCAACCCCCCCCCUGCGGACCCCAAGUCCAGCGAGCCCCCCGUGCAGCCGGCGCCGGUGGACCCGUCCGUCAAAAAGGUGCCGAAGGCGGGACUUCACCUGGAGACCAAUGGCGCGCCAGAACCCAGCCAGUCAGUCUCCGCCCCCCCCAGCCUGCAGCCCUUCUUCGAAGACAUGGCCGACAGCGAGUGCCAAAGCACCCUCAUCUCAUCCUUCAAGGAGAACGGCCUGAACAGCCAGCAGAUGGACGACCUGUUCGACAUCCUGCUGAAGAGCGGAGAGAUCUCUGGCUUCAAGGCCAACCCGGACCCCUCCCUCGCCCACCUCCACUCCGGCCCCCACUCCCCGGCCUCCCCCCCGCCGCUCUCCCCCCUGCACCUCUCCCCCCCGUCCCCCCCGCCCCCGGGGACCCCGCCCGGCCGGGUUCCCGCGGCGACGGGCGGCCGCCUCGAGGACUUCCUGGACGGCCCCUCGGGGGGCGGGGCCCUGCUGCUGGGGGCGGGGCCUCUGACGCUGAUGGACGAGCUCCACAGCCAGAUCCUGGGCUCGGCCGGCCUGCUGGAGCACGCCCACUCCCACUCGCCCAUGGACACCUCGGACCUGGGCUACUCCGCCCACCACCCCUCGCCCAGCCUGGGCUUCGAAGACCCCACCCUGGACAGCAUGGACUGGCUGGACAUCUCCAUGGCGGGGGGGCCGGUGGUGGGCGGGGACGACGGGGGCGUGGCCGGGAGCCGGGGGACGGGGCUCGGGCCGUUGGCUCCGCCCACUCCUCCCAGCGUGUUCUCUGCGGACUUCCUGGACAGCGCAGACCUGCAGCUCCACUGGGAGUCGUGCUUGUAGCGCACAGUGACCCUAACCCCCCCCCCACACACACACACACACUGAGACACACGCAAACGCAGACAGACACGCACACACACACACGCGUGUGAGUUCUUGUCCUGCUUUGCGGUCACACUUUAGUGUCUAAGUGCCGUCUCCCAACACGCGUGCAGAACCACUCCCUCUAUACUGUCUCUACCACUGACACACACACACACACACACACACAGACACACACACACACACACACACACACACACACACACACACACACACACACACACACUCACACUCACACUCACUCACUCUCCCUUUGGGUCACAUGCAGGAGGUUAUUUUCCCGGUUUUCCCCGCCAUUCCUGCUGAACUGAGGGACACUCUUAAAGGGAGUCGGCCAUCUCGGAUGUGAGGAGAUCCAACAGGUCGAUCCUCUGUCGGUCAUUUUGGAGCCAGGUGUUGUCUCCCAAAACCUGCUGAUCAAUAAGAGGCCUCGUUAAACGCCACAGUGGUUUCAGUUUCACUGUGAGAGAGACGAGAGUCUGUGGUUAUUCCCCACCUCACCUGAGAAGGUAGAAAAAGCAAAAGAAUGAAACGCAGGCAGCAAACUGUGUGUGUGUGUGUGUUUGUCUGUGCCCCACUAACUUUGCACUUACGCUGAAUUUGAUUGGUAGAAAAAGAUGAAGGGAGGCAGCUAAACUCUACAGCCCAAUGAGGAUAGGUGGCUUAGUUCGUAAGCCCCUCCCCAUCCUUGUGAUUUAUCCAAUCCGCUGUACCCCUGUAGCUGUUUACAACAGUGUGACCACACACACACACACACACACACACAUACACACACACACAGUAAAUCAAGCGCUAAACACAGUGUCAUGAGUUUUAAAAAAAAAAACAGUUGCUGAUGAAAGUCAUCGGCGACAGCCAUUGGUCGAAGGCCUUGAGGUGUGUGUAUAGUAUUACCUGGGAGGAGUCUUCUUGGCAGACCACUAUGCAUUGCUGUAUAUGGGGUGUAUAUUAUCUAAUGUCCAUAAAUGAGUAUUUUUCUUUUCUUUCUUGGUUGCUUUGAGUGGAGCUAGCUGGGCAAGGCCAGGUUUCAAAACAGCUUGGACUCAACUUUUGUUAUUUUUUAAAAGUGUUCAAGAAAAUAAAUAUGCAAUGUAAACUUA